AUGCAGCCUCCGUUGCCUUCUGCGACGCCAAGCUGGCACAAUGACACUUACGCCGCCAUAUCCCCCAAGCGGCCGGAGCUCAGUGCCUCCGGGAAGGCGGUGGUCAUUACCGGCGCUGGCAGCGGCAUUGGUAGAGAGACGGCUAUUGCAUUUGCAACCGCGGGAGCGGCUCGCAUCGCCCUCCUGGGACGAACCGAAGCCUCGCUAAGGCAAACGGCUGCCGCACUGCCAUCCACCGUCUCGGUAUCCGUCUACGUUGUCGACGUUACAAGCGAAGAGUCUCUCAUCCAGGUGGCCGCCGCCAUUGGCACGUGGGACGUGCUCAUCCUCGGGGCCGGCCACGUCGCCGUGCCCUCGAGCAUUGCGGCCUCCAGCUUUGCAGAGUUCUGGCAGUCAUUCGAGACCAACGCCAAAGGCACCUAUGCAUCACUGCAUGCCUUCCUUCCCACGGCCAAUGCUUCUCAUGCAGCGGUCCUUGCAGUAACCACAGGCACCACUGCCCUCCCAGCGACCAUGGUGCCGGGACUAUCGGCCUACAUGUCGUCGAAGCUCGCCCAGACGAAGCUGAUCGAGUUCCUGGCCGCCGAACAACCUAACCUCUUUGCUGCAACCGUCCACCCGGGCAUGGUUGAGACUGAAGUCUUCAUCAAGAGCGGCGCAAAGGCCGAGAGUCUUCCCAUGGACAAAGUUCAACUUCCUGCGCACUUCAUGGUCUGGCUGGCGAGUCCUGAGGCAGCUUUUCUCAACGGCCGCUCCGUUUGGGCCAAUUGGGACGUGAACGAGCUCAAAGCAAAAACCGAUGCUAUCAAACAGAGCCAGCUGUAUACCGCCGGCAUCAAUGGCUGGCCUUUCACUCCAUAG
Trichoderma citrinoviride is the source of this 861-nucleotide messenger RNA. RefSeq names its product NAD(P)-binding protein. Gene Ontology annotation, molecular function: oxidoreductase activity. Lineage: Eukaryota; Fungi; Ascomycota; Sordariomycetes; Hypocreales; Hypocreaceae. The record is from RefSeq and is a predicted model, not a curated record. Gene Ontology annotation, cellular component: cytosol. The transcript has 4 exons. Bases 1 to 861 code for a protein of 286 amino acids.